Messenger RNA from Argentina anserina (silverweed cinquefoil), 2177 nucleotides. RefSeq names its product protein NRT1/ PTR FAMILY 7.3. The transcript is spliced from 5 exons. The record is from RefSeq and is a predicted model, not a curated record. Gene Ontology annotation, cellular component: membrane. The coding region runs from base 54 to 1850 and encodes 598 amino acids. Gene Ontology annotation, molecular function: transmembrane transporter activity. Gene Ontology annotation, biological process: transmembrane transport. Lineage: Eukaryota; Viridiplantae; Streptophyta; Magnoliopsida; Rosales; Rosaceae.
UGUCUCUUCCUUUCAGCACUCACAACCUUUCUCUUAGCUCUAAAACAACUUCAAUGGCCUGUUUAGAGGUUUGCAACGAGGGCAAAUUCAAAGAAGAUGAAGAGGGAACCACCAACACUCUUGAUGGAAGUGUAGACAUGCAUGGCCGGCCAGCAAUUAGAGCAAAAUCCGGAAGAUGGGUCGCCGGGACCAUCAUUCUUUUGAACCAAGGUCUGGCUACCCUAGCAUUCUUCGGAGUUGGGGUGAACCUGGUCCUUUUCUUGACCAGGGUAUUGCAGCAAAACAAUGCGACAGCAGCCAACAGUGUGAGCAAAUGGACCGGAACUGUCUACAUCUUCUCCCUUGUUGGUGCCUUCCUCAGUGAUUCUUAUUGGGGACGCUAUAAGACCUGUGCAAUCUUUCAAAUCAUAUUCGUCAUAGGACUGGCAUUAUUGUCUCUAUCAUCGCAGCUGUUCUUAUUGAAGCCCAAAGGUUGUGGGAGCCAAGAAAAUCCAUGUGAAACUCACGAAAGCUACCAAAUUGCAUUAUUCAACAUCUCCAUCUACCUCAUUGCUCUAGGAAAUGGAGGUUACCAACCAAACAUUGCAACAUUUGGAGCUGAUCAGUUUGAUGAAGAGGACCAUAGGGAAGGACACUCUAAGGUGGCAUUUUUCAGCUACUUCUACCUAGCUUUGAACCUAGGGUCUCUAUUCUCCAACACCAUAUUGGGAUACUUCGAGGAUGAAGGCAUUUGGGCAAUUGGGUUCUGGGCGUCGACUGCAUCUGCAUUUGCAGCAUUGGUCUUGUUUCUUAUAGGGACUCCCAGGUACAGGCACUUCAAGCCAAAUGGAAACCCUCUUGCAAGGUUUUGCCAAGUCUUGGUUGCUGCUGUAAAGAAAGGCAAGGUUGAUAUGCCAUCAGGUGGAGAGGAGUUGUAUACAGAGGAAAAAAAGGAGUCCUCCAACCGAAAGAUCCUCUACACCCAUGGGUUCAAGUUUCUGGACAGGGCAGCAUAUAUCUCAUCAAGGGAUUUGGACAAUCAUAAACAGGGACUUCAAGACCCGUGGCGUCUCUGUCCUGUUACACAAGUUGAAGAAGUUAAAUGCAUUCUGAGGCUACUCCCAAUCUGGCUGUGCACCAUUCUCUACUCGGUGGUUUUCACACAAAUGGCUUCUCUGUUUGUGGAGCAGGGAGCUGCUAUGAAAACCACUGUUUCAAACUUCCGCAUUCCGCCAGCAAGCAUGUCUAGCUUCGAUAUCCUCAGUGUGGCAGUUUUCAUUUUCUUCUACCGCCGAAUUCUUGACCCAAUAGUGAGCAGAAUCAAAAAAUCAGAUUCCAAAGGACUCACUCAGCUUCAACGAAUGGGAAUUGGCCUUGUUAUAGCAAUCUUAGCAAUGGUUUCAGCUGGAAUUGUGGAGUGCUACAGGCUAAAGUAUGCAAAGAAAGAAUGCUUACACUGUGAUGGCUCAAGCAGCCUGAGCAUCUUCUGGCAAAUACCGCAGUAUGCAUUUAUAGGUGCUUCUGAAGUUUUCAUGUAUGUGGGUCAAUUGGAGUUCUUCAACGCACAAGCGCCAGAUGGACUGAAGAGCUUUGGAAGUGCCCUAUGCAUGACAUCAAUUUCUCUUGGUAACUAUGUUAGCAGCUUGCUCGUGAGUAUGGUCAUGAAGAUAUCGACUGAGGAUCACAUGCCCGGAUGGAUCCCCGGAAACCUCAACAAAGGCCACUUAGACUGGUUUUACUUCCUCUUAGCUACCUUGACAUCAAUAGAUUUGAUUGUCUACAUUGCAUGCGCCAAAUGGUACAAGUGUAUCAAGUUGGAGGGAAGAUUUGAAGAUGAAGAACAAGAGAAACAGGAGAACUUCAAAGUCUGAUGGAAACAUCAAGGCAUGUUAAGAUACCUAUGCUAGCAACCUAUAUUAAAUAAGAUGAAUGAGGCCAUAAACAGCGGGAGUAAGAGAAACUCUCUUCUCACCAACUCUCUUGCACCCGUUUUCCCCUGUAAUCUUAAUUUCAGGUCUGUUCUAGUAGAGGUGGGUAACUUUUGGUGUAGGUCUUAGGAUCUUCCCUCAUUCUCAUUUGUUUGCAUUUUUGCUAGCUAUAGAAUUCACAUGCGCUUUUAGAGAAUUCUACUGUAAAUCUGUAAUGAUGGGAACUCUUUGAAGCUGUAGUAAUAUGUAAGAAAACUAUUCUGACCUUAA